Molecule: messenger RNA, 4165 nt
Organism: Drosophila busckii
Lineage: Eukaryota; Metazoa; Arthropoda; Insecta; Diptera; Drosophilidae
Gene: thw
Exons: 5
Coding region: 266-3655 (1129 amino acids)
Cellular component (GO): extracellular region
Molecular function (GO): chitin binding
Source: RefSeq, a predicted model, not a curated record
UGUUUAACAAAAUUACUAAACUUAUCUUAAAUAGCUACAGUAAAAGAAUACUGCGAUAAAACUGAAAAAAGGCAGAUAACUUAUAGAAUACGAAACAUACGGAAUUAAAUUAAAAAACGGAAAACUUUAACAACAAGUAAUAACCUUAAAGUUAAAUGCGAACCAAGUAAAUUGACAAUCACAAAAGAACUUGUUCCCAACAGUUGACUGUCUUACCAAGUGAAAAUAUUGCUGCUGCUGUUUUAGUUGGUGCUUACAGAAAGGAAUGACAAAGUACAAAAUGCUGCAACAUGUAAAUUUGCUUUAUUUUGCGCUGAUCAUGAUGUCAUUCUUUAACAGAGCGAUAGCAGAAUCGACGCAGUAUAUUACGCCGGCUAGAAUUCUAGCCAAACAAACUGGUGCCACACAUUUUGAGGAGGAGCGUUACGAGACGCAAACCAACUGCAAUGAUCAAAAACAUCAUUUGAGAAAACGUGCGUCCGACGAGGAUGUCGAUUAUGAGGUUUACCAGGGUGUGGUGGGCCGACCAGGCAUUGAUUUUCCUAUUUAUCCGCGCAUACCAAAAACUACGUUCAGCUGCCGAUCUUAUGGUAAUGGGUAUUUUGCCGACAUGGAAACGGACUGUCAGGUAUUUCACAUUUGCGAAGAAGGACGCAAGAUCUCGUUCCUGUGCCCCAACGGUACAAUUUUCCAACAGAGCGAGCUCACCUGCGACUGGUGGUUCAAAGUCAACUGCCUUGGUUCAUCAGGUUACUAUGCAGAGAGUGCAGAGAUUCUGAGCAAACAGCGAGUACAUAAAGUACGACCGUCAGUGCCCGUGCAGGGCUUUAACAUUGUCGGGGGAGGCCUCAACAUCAAGCCAAAAGUCACGCCUCUUGUAGGUAAGGCGCGUUCCAACCCACACUCCGCAAGCAAGUCAGAUAGGCGUAUCGACUCCACAGAAGACAUACAUGUGUCUCUCGACUUUGAUGAUGUAUCCGGCGAGAAGCAGCACAAGGUUAUACCAAACAUCGAAAGCAACGCCCAUGAGCAUUAUCAUGAAACACAGAUUACCGCCGAGAGCUCCUCUUUUGUCAGCAGUCCCGGCAAGAAACGUACUGGAUCCACCAACACCUUUCAUGUCGACAGCAACAACUCCUUGCUAAAGCCAGCACACUCUCGCAGCAGCAUAUUACAGGAGCGCACCUCUCAAUUCAGGGAGCGACCAAGACAUGCCCAUAGAGGCCAACAGCGCUACAAGGAUACGGACAGUCAGGAGCUGCAAACAGCGGCGGAAAUAAGGAGCAAGGAAAACGUGAGCUUCACUUUGGACCCACAUUCUUCUUCCCGUGUGGUUCAGCAGACAACACCUUCCUAUGUGCCCAACAGCUACUCAACAGCGCGUCGCCAUGAGCCGAGCAAGACGACACCCUUCUACACACCUACUGUGCCUAGCAUAUCUAAACUCAAGAGCACCGAUAGCAAACUUAAGGGUGCACAUAUUAACUCAACCACGCCAAAUCCUAAUCGGUUUAAUGGUGUUCUGACGACCCUCCUCCUGGAUUCCUCCAAGUCUCCCAAAAGCUCCAGUCUAGAGGUUGACAAUAUCUAUCGACCUGUAGUGAUUGGCAUGCGCCAUUAUGAUAUGGCCAAUUCAGAAGAGCAGCUAAAGCAACUGCCUGCUAAGAAGUUAAACGUUAUUCGCGACUAUUUGGAUACCACAGUAGUUCCCACGGUCACUAGCAACGGACCCACUUACCUGCCCAAGAGCUCCAACUCACCUAGAGCAACUGCGGCUAAUGAAGAUGCACUGCUCUUUGCACCCAAUCCCGCCAGCGUGGAGUCUAUCUACCGUAACGUACAGGAAAUGCUUAAGACGGUCAGUCUUCUCAAAGAUAAAUUUAAGGAGGGCACGUCGAACACAGCUCGUGCUGGUCUGGACAUACCGCCAUCCUCGGGUCCAGAUGCGCUCGUUUCUUUAGCAAAAUACUUUGCUCAGGAGCAAAAUGAUUCAGCCAAUUCACUAAACAGUCCGCUAAAUAAUCGUAUUGUCCAGCCAAAAAUACCGGUAAUGAAUUUCCUACCCGCGACAUCGCCCUCCGACUCUACUGUAACCUUAACCACCUCUGAAGCGCCACCAAACAUAAGUGAGCAAGCCGACGACAUUAAACAGAGCCUGCUUAGUGCCAAAACUGUCCAAAAGUACAGCAAUCUUUUUGGCCUCAAGACAACAAAUGGUCGCCAGGGUCAGUCUGGUUCUGAUGGCAAAUCCUACAUAAGCUUAGAUGUGCUGUCCAAUGCAACGCAGUCAAAGGCAUCCCAGAAUACAGAUUACCAGCAGUUCCCACAGGUGGGUAGCACAGGUUCUAGUAUAAGCGAACUGGCGGAGCAACCUGAUUCGCGCAAGAUCGCGCAAAUCUUCUCGAAUGCCCUCUCAAGCUACCUGGAUAGCCCAGGAAACUUUAGAGCCGAGUUAGCAGCUCGUGCUCGCCCUACAGAACCAACCAACGUCAAAGUUGAAUCCACAACGUACUCAAUGCUCUUCAGCGAUGGUACUGCAAAGUACUAUUUGCCAACUAAGACCACUCAUUUGACUUCGGCAAGCACACCCCAAAACAUUGCGGUUGAGAUAAACCACAAGUUUGACUCGACACUGGCACCCGAAAGCUCGACAACCACAGAUAUACAAGAGUUAACUACAAAGCGAUCUCAGAGCUUACUGGAGUUGUCGGCAGAGCUUUCGCCGAACAGUUCCGACUCUGGCGAAGGUAAUGAGUUUCUGUUGCAACAGCAAACGCAAUCGUUUGUCAAGUCGCGGAACGAUUUGCUUCAGGUCGCACAUCCCCAGAAGCUGAUCACAACCAUUAAGCCAAAACCAACAGAGUAUCCCUGGACGCUAAAAUCCCAAACGGACUUUCUCGACCCUCUGACCAUCAAUGAUGCCCUGAUGAAGGAGCAGCGCACAACCACAAUGACGUCUCCGUUCAAUUAUUUGCCCAGAUCCCUGGGCACGCCAACUGUCGCGCCCAUGACCACAGGCGUUCGGUACGAGUGGGAGGAUAUAUUCAAAACCUACGACAUACCACAUGAUGCUCUACCCUCGAGUAGCGGCUUGCAGCGAAUUGCCAACAAGCUCUUUGGCGGCCUAAACGAGCAGGAGGCGUUGCAUCUGCGCAAUGUCAUGGCCAAAGCGGAGCAGGAUCGUCAGGUGCUCAGCCUACUGCUGCUGCUUAUCCAAACCUGCGAUGACCACAACGGCAAGGCUCUCGAGCGUUCGCGCAAGCAUCUUCUCAAUGCUUUAAUCGAUAUUGACAGUAAGUCCGAACGUAAGAAUAUCGACUUAUUUAAGCAAAAGAGUUCGGCAGCGGCAGCCACAACGUCGCGCAUGCCACUGAAGACAUUACGGGGGUCAAAUGGAGAAUUUUAUACUAGCACAGCGACACCACGAUACACGACAAGCACGGAACUGCCUCUAAGCACCAGCACAACAAAUUCAGGUAGCUUCGAAGAGACAACCAAAUUCGAGAUACAUGUUGAGGAUGUGGAGGAUGUGAACCUGGCGGGCAUGACGGCCGCGAUGCCUUUAAUAAGACAAGAACUCAACUCGGAUCGACGUGCUCUAGAGCUACUCAAGUCAUUAUACUCGCUGGCAUCGAAAUUCAGCAGCAGGCGAUAGGGUUGCUAGGAGUAACGGUUCCCGAUUCCUAAUAAGCGACAACGCUCGCAGUACUGUUUCCGGAGAUUCCGGAGGCGUGCAAACGAUUUGCUUAACUUUUAGUCAACUGUCUCCCAUUCUCCCACUUUUCCUAAGAUAAUAAAAAAAUGCGAUUCUCUUAGUUUUUGACCGAUUUUUAUGCAGUUGGUUUGUAAAUAUGUAAAAGUUUGUAACUAAAAAUACUCGAGGUAUUAUGGAUCCUACUAUUCAUCGAACUACGAGUUCGUACAAUUCACAGUUUAAUCAAUCGAAUUGUAUUAGAUUAAUUCCAUAGCUAAUUAUACAGUAAUACAGCUACAAAUACUCAGAAACAUUGAUUUGUGAAACCUGUUUUUGUAUAUAUCCAUGUCUUGCUCUCUUUUUUGUAAAUAUUUAUUUAACGUUAAUAAAGUAAAUAAAAAGAACGAAUUAAAGUUGGGUGCAGUCAACUUAUUGAUACAGUUUUACAAGGGCAUCACAGCUAGCACAAAU